AUGGACAAGACGGAGCAGCGAUACGAUACGGCCCAUAUCAUACGGCGGCGCAUUACUGCCGCGCCCGCACCCUCAUCUUCGCGGCGUCGCCUGACAAAGAAGCCCCCAAGCUCGCACCAGCAGCACCAGCACCGCAGUUCUAACAGUAUCGAUGCCAGCGCCAGCGUCGCGGGUUCCAGGUUCGACACCCUGUCCAUCCAGAGCAAACGCAGCUCCACGAGCCUUAGGCGGGCGCCAAGUGCUCCACCUGCAAGGACUACUCCCAACUCCAACAACGCGUCAAACAGUUCCUCUCCACGACACCCUCCUGUCUCCUCCUCGUCUACCAACCCAAGCUCAUCUGCUCGCUCUCUGAACCCCUCCCCUAUCCUUCCCUCGGGCGAGUUCUCGACCGGCCUCUCCUUCUCCCACCAGCACCAGCAACAACCCCCGUCAGCGUCAGAAGAAUUCAUCGGCGCGCCCUUUGACGGAUCUGCCAUCAUCAAUCGCAUCGACGCCAUCAAGGCUCCCACCUCCCCCCAGCGACCGUCCAUUCCCCGUCCUGCCCAUACCACCCCUGAUACCCGACUCGCUGGCCUGUCCAUCGACCACAACGCCAGCUUCUCGGCUGCCGCUGACACCAUGGCCGCCGCCGAGAAGUCGCAGGGCUCCAAGAUGCCCGACGGUCAAUUGCCGCCGUCGAAGCGCUUCUCUGACGAGUCCAAGGAACCCAAGAUGUCCUCCGUCCUGCGCAAGAAGACGGGCUUCUCCGGCUUCAUGACCAGUCUAGUCGGCUCGCCCAAGAAGCCGCUCAUCUCAGCACCCGAAAACCCUGUGCACGUCACCCACGUUGGCUAUGAUAGUUCCACCGGCCAAUUCACGGGACUGCCCAAGGAAUGGCAACGGCUGAUCAACGAGAGCGGCAUUCCCGAGAAGGACAGACAGGCAAAUCCCCAGAUGCUCGUCGACGUUCUCACCUUCUACAAGGAGACAACAGAGAGGCCUCACGAGGACCAGAACCUGGAGAAAUUUCAUGAUGCCAGAGCAACCGAGAUGCGCCAGGUCGGCUCUGCACCUGGCUCGGCCACGAUGCCCUCGUCUGGACAGUUCUCAUCAAGUUAUACGGGUAUGUCACCUAUGAUAAGCCCGCCUGCAAGCCCGCGGUUUCCUCAGAAUGUUGAAGGCAGUUUCGAAAACCCCCGGUCCCCCCCUCCGGUCCCGAAAGGUAUUGGCUCUCAUCCUACCAAGGAUAUCAACCUGAUGCCCAGCCGCCCGGCUCCCAAGCCUCCGGUCAGUAUGUCGAAUCGAUCCAACGCUCAGCCUCCCUACACGACCAAAGACUCGGGCAUCGGUAUGCCCCCCACCGGCGAAGAGGGUUCCUACAUUCCCGCGAAGGAUGCGCCGACCAUGCUACCCGAAGAGCACCGAUCGAGAUCGCGAUCGAAUUCCCGCGUCAACGGCACCGCUCCAUACAACCCGGUGCAGCCCAGCCCGGCUGCCUACCAGCAGCAGCUGAUGCAGCAGCAGCAAGAACAGGCUUUGGCGCAGGCACAGGUGGCCAUGACUGGCCAGAUUGGUCGUGCUCCGAGUAAGAGACAGCCGGCCCAGCAGCCCACACCGCCUCAGUCCCAGCACCAGUUUGCCCGGGUGCCCGAGCAGCAGCAGCAGCAGCAGCAGCAGAACGGUGCUCAGCGGCCUCAGCAGCCACAGCCGGGCGCUGUGCCGGGCGCGAGACCUCGAAACCGGCAGAGACAGAGCAACGGGAUUGACGUGAUUGCGUCUCUCAAGCGUAUCUGCUCGGAAGGUGACCCGCGCGAGAUCUAUCGUGGUUUCACCAAGAUCGGCCAGGGUGCGUCCGGCGGAGUGUAUACUGGACACGAGCGGGGCAGCAACAGGCUGGUCGCCAUCAAGCAGAUGAACCUGGAGCAGCAACCCAAGAAGGACCUUAUCAUCAAUGAGAUCCUGGUCAUGAAAGAGAGCUCGCACCCCAACAUUGUUAACUUCAUCGACAGUUUCCUUUGUUCAGGUGAGCUGUGGGUAGUGAUGGAGUACAUGGAGGGAGGCAGUCUCACAGAUGUCGUGACUUUUAAUAUCAUGACCGAGGGCCAGAUUGCAUCUGUCUGCAGGGAGACUCUGAAGGGAUUGCAGCACCUGCACUCAAAGGGCGUGAUCCACAGAGACAUCAAGUCCGACAACAUAUUGCUCUCUAUGGAAGGAAAUAUCAAGCUGACUGAUUUUGGUUUCUGUGCGACAAUCAAUGAGGCCCACAACAAGCGUACAACCAUGGUGGGCACGCCAUACUGGAUGGCUCCUGAGGUCGUCACUAGGAAGGAGUAUGGCAGGAAGGUGGACAUCUGGUCCCUGGGUAUCAUGGCCAUCGAGAUGAUCGAGGGAGAGCCACCAUAUCUGACUGAAUCGCCCCUCCGUGCCCUUUGGCUGAUCGCCACCAACGGAACGCCGACGAUCAAGGACGAGAACAGCCUCUCCGCUGUCUUCCGAGACUUUCUGUACUUUGCCCUCAAAGUCGACCCAGAGAAGCGUGCCAGUGCCCACGAUCUGCUUCGACAUGAGUUCAUGAAACAGUGCGUUGAUCUGGCCCAGCUCUCGCCCUUGGUGCGUGCAGCCCGCGAGGCCAGAGCACAAGAGAAGGCACGGAAAGGUGGUCAGUAAUGAUGAAAACACCAGUCGGUUCGGUCAUUCUUUUUGUUUUCCACAUAUAAGAGGAGGACGGCCUGCCUCUGUACAACACCGGCUGGCAUGUAGCCUGCCUUUUUCUAGGUCUCAUACACUGGCUCGCCUGCACAUAUCGACGACCAGCAUUCCGGCAUAUUUAUGUUUCUUCGGCCUAUUCCUCGAACUAAGGUACAUUGCCGCCGCGGAGUAGUCGCAAGAACGAUUGAAAAUCAGCCUGUCCAUUCACCUGUGGGCCAUGACCACCAGGCACUUAGGGCAAAGUUUCCAGAGACCGACUCAUGCCUCUAUUGCCGAGGACUGCCCGCCCAAAGUUAGGUGGGGCGGGUACGAUAUGCGGACCAAAAGUCUCCUGAUGGUGGCAAGGCUGACCUGCAGCGCUGGCUGGCUUGGCCUGUUUGAUCUGGCACAGGAUUGGUCUGGGUGGUCAUGCAGCUCUGCGCCGCCUUGGGAUUCUAUUUCUUGAUUUCUUUUUCGUUGGAGAUACGAUGGUCUCGCCCAUGGCACCGACCAUCACGCAUGUGAAUGAUGACUUGACGGAUCAUGACUGUACCUAUAUCCUCGCCAUGGUGCCGGUCUGCAAAGAGACCGGUGAUACGAAGUUCGAGUAUCAGAAUCCUUCGUCAUCUCCG
This is a messenger RNA of Cryphonectria parasitica EP155, 3302 nucleotides long. RefSeq lists its product as uncharacterized. Gene Ontology annotation, cellular component: cytoplasm. The record is from RefSeq and is a predicted model, not a curated record. Gene Ontology annotation, molecular function: ATP binding; protein serine/threonine kinase activity. The transcript has 7 exons. Bases 1 to 2649 code for a protein of 882 amino acids. Gene Ontology annotation, biological process: regulation of MAPK cascade; protein phosphorylation; intracellular signal transduction. Lineage: Eukaryota; Fungi; Ascomycota; Sordariomycetes; Diaporthales; Cryphonectriaceae.